Molecule: messenger RNA, 1576 nt
Organism: Lecanosticta acicola
Lineage: Eukaryota; Fungi; Ascomycota; Dothideomycetes; Mycosphaerellales; Mycosphaerellaceae
Source: the annotation of a GenBank genome assembly
AUGACGAGCCUUUCAACGAAGCUAGCCGAGCGAGAGGCGGCUGGGAAGCCUAUUCAGGUGGGUCUGAUUGGUGCCGGAAAGUUUGGAUCUAUGUUGUAAGGCAAGCGUAGACUUGAAGAAAGCAUAGCAGGCUCACUCUGGACCACAGCAUCUCACAAUGCCACAACACUCCUGGCAUGAGACUCGCCGGAAUUGCAGACCUCUCAGCGGACCGAGCAAGAGCAUCUCUCAAACGGACUGGAUACCCCGAAGACCGGUACGACGCUGAGGGAUCGCUUUCGAUAGAGGACGGCAUCAAGGCUGGCAAGGCCGCAAUCACGGAGGAUUCAGCCACCCUCAUUGCAUCUCCAAGCGUCGAUGUGAUUUUGGAAGUAACGGGAAGCCCGGCUGCUGGGAUCCGGCACGCUCUGCUGUGUUGCGAGCACAAGAAGCACAUUGUCAUGAUCAACGUCGAAGCUGAUGUCCUGGCCGGUCCCCUGUUAGCACGAAAGGCGAAAGAAGCCGGCAUCAUCUAUUCGAUGGCCUACGGAGACCAACCCGCUCUCAUCUGCGAACUUGUCGAUUGGGCACGUGCGGCUGGCUUCCCGGUCGUCUGUGCCGGUAAGGGCACCAAACACCUACCGGAGUACCACUUCUCUACGCCAGAUACAGUGUGGGACCACUAUGGCUUUACCAAAGAACAGUUGGCAAGCGGCGAUUUCAACCCACAGAUGUUCAAUUCGUUUCUCGACGGAACCAAGUCUGCUUUAGAAAUGGCGGCUGUGGCUAAUGGAUGCGAUCUGCAGCCGCCUUCCACUGGACUGUUGUUCCCGCCGUGCGGACGACAAGACUUGCCGAGGACGCUCAGACCCAAGGCAGAUGGAGGUAUAUUGGAGAAGAAAGGCACAGUGGAGGUUGUUUCGUGCGUUGAAGUAGACGGUCGACCGACUUUCAAUGAUCUUCGUUGGGGUGUUUAUGUUAUCAUCGAAGGUACGACGAUGGUCUCGUUAGAACGCAGAAGCUGCUUACUGAGAUGCCACAGCACCGGGAGACUAUCAGAAGGAAUGCUUCAAGCAAUACGGUCUUGAAACAGAUAGUACCGGAAAGGUGAGAAACCAUCGAUCAACCCAGGCAGGGGGCAGCUUACUAAUGAAACUUGUAGUACGCCGCGCAGUACAAACCUUUCCAUCUCAUCGGCCUCGAAUUAGGUGUCUCAGUAGCAACCAUCAUGUGUCGCGGAGAGCCCACCGGUCAAACCAAGACAUGGGCAGGCGACGUCGUCGCCACGGCCAAACGAGACCUCAAAGCCGGCGAGAAGCUCGACGGCGAAGGAGGCUUCAUGUGCUACGGCAGACUGAUGCCGGCCGAAGCUUCGAUGGAAAUCGAAGGCUUGCCGAUCGGACUCGCACAUGGGCUCGUGCUGAAGAAGGAUGUUCCCAAGGGACACGGGCUGAGCUGGCAAGAUGUCGAAUAUAGUGAGAAGACGCAGUCCGUGGCUGUGAGGAGGGAGAUGGAGGCCUUGUUCCGAAGGGAGUUUCAGGCUCAGCAGGGGGAGAGGAAUGGCGUCAAUGGAGCGCAUAAAGGUGAGAAUGUGUAA